CUGCAACUUUCUCCUCUAUCAUGGCUAGCCCUCUGCUUUUUCAGGUUACCUGCGUGCUUGUGGUGCUGAUUGUUGGUUUUGGACAGAUUAUUCCCUUGGCAGAAGCAGAUAUUCCAUGUGGCUCGUUGCAACUCACUGUGGCACCAUGCAUAGGCUACCUAACGGGUCCUGCUGGUAGACCCAUCCCUGCAGCAUGCUGCAACGGUGUCAAGCGCAUCAACAACCAAGCCAAGUCCACCCCAGAUCGACGAUCCGUCUGCACAUGCCUCAAAAACAGUGUUUUGAGUGUACCUGGAAUCAAUGUUCCACGCCUUUCAGCACUCGCUAGGAAUUGUGGGGUUCACUUGCCCUACAAGGUCACCCCUUCCAUUAAUUGCAACACGAUACCAUAAGCAGUUUGCACAAGGGUUUACCCUUGGUGACGAUAUAUACUUAUUCGACAAUAAUAAGCAACAGAGAGGGAAUAAAGAUGGUUUAAAUUCUCCGUCGUCUGAAUCCCCCACUAGGGAGUAUUUUAUAUGAAAUGGGUGAUGAACUCCAUCUCCAUUAAUGUUAUAAUUAAUGUUGUUGUUUCUCCAAUGUGAUAUUGGAUUUUCUAUCACUAAUAUAUAUUUAUAUUUUCA
Molecule: messenger RNA, 623 nt
Organism: Vigna radiata var. radiata (mung bean)
Lineage: Eukaryota; Viridiplantae; Streptophyta; Magnoliopsida; Fabales; Fabaceae
Product: non-specific lipid-transfer protein 1
Exons: 2
Coding region: 21-392 (123 amino acids)
Biological process (GO): lipid transport
Cellular component (GO): membrane
Molecular function (GO): lipid binding
Source: RefSeq, a predicted model, not a curated record